UUUCCUCACGUUGGUCAUGUCGGCGCAACCGGACCAAGCCCUUGAUCAAGCCUAUUGGCAGUUCCUCGUAUCAAACUACAGCUUUGCUGCUGUAGCGUGCCUCGUCUUCUACGAGUUCCUAAUCACUAUCGACAACGAGGUUAAGGUCGUGUGGAAGAGGCCUAUUACCGCAUCCGCCGUGCUCCUUGGCUCGGUAAGAUGGUGUGUGCUCCUCUCGAUUGCUGUACAGCUUCUGCCGUCCACUCCGAAUACCUGUCCGCCGCUAGAAAUUCUGACCUGGAUCCUCAUCCUCAUUGGGUUUGUUCAAACCGCACUUUUCUCCGCUCUGCGAGUCUUCGCGGUUUGGGAUAGGAGCCACGUCUGGUCGCUGGUAGUGUUCGCACUGAGCAUGGUACCAUUUGCGACGAAUCUGUUUAAAGCGACACAAUCGACAUUUAGUUCUGUUGGGGAUUCGAUCGUCGGAAUGACAUGCGCCUCGGAAUAUCCGUACUCUGCGCGAACAUACGAUAUGCUCGCGUACAUUACCCGCGGCUCACUCAUCCUAGCCGAUACGACCGUGCUCACCCUGACCUGGGUCAAGACGUUUGGAAAUUGGUGGCGCGCUCGCGGCAUCAAUGUCAAUGUGUCGCUGACGACAUGUCUGCUGCGCGACGCUCUACUAGCAAUAAGCAUAAUCCAGCUAUUGACCUUCGACUCUUCUGCUGACCUGGCACCAGUGUCCGCGUUAAUCACGGCUCUGCCUCCGGUGCUCAUCAAUCGCUUCAUGAUCAACUUACGGAUCGUCAACUCCGACGUACCAGACUACUCCAUGCGCAUUACUGAUCGGCAACAAGGACAGUCGACAGUACAGUUCAGAAGGUCGACGAUUCGAUUGGGUAACAUUGGUGGGACGCUGCAGAAUGGUUGGGACGACGACAGAUCCUGGGAUGAAGAGGGUAGCGCCGCAGAAGUAGACGAAGCGGGAGGCAGUGAAACCAACGCAGAAGCAUUACCGACGCCGGAAAUUACACCAUAAAAUCUUCUGUUCUCAAUAAACAGUCUGCUGUCGCCUCGGC
This is a messenger RNA of Phanerochaete carnosa HHB-10118-sp, 1055 nucleotides long. RefSeq lists its product as uncharacterized. The record is from RefSeq and is a predicted model, not a curated record. Bases 17 to 1015 code for a protein of 332 amino acids. The transcript is spliced from 12 exons. Lineage: Eukaryota; Fungi; Basidiomycota; Agaricomycetes; Polyporales; Phanerochaetaceae.